GUGCAAGCCCCCGUUUACAAGCUCAACUUGCUGACGGCGUCCCUGUGUAUUCCUGAAGUUGAAAGAGUUUCCGCACAUUGCCUCAGUCGGGCACAGACGAACACAAAUGACAAAAUGCGUCUUCUCCACCAAGCUCUUAGCGUUGAUCACAAUAGCGGUGCUUUUCCGGAGUGCCAGUUCCAGCCGUGCUCUCAUCGGGUCCAUGGUUGGUUCGUCAGGCGGCUUGCACAGCAACGACUGCGAGCCAAGCGAGGUGCAUUUAUCGCUGUCGGACGACCCCCACGAAAUCCGUGUUGCAUGGCGCACAACUUCGCUCGGGUGUCCGGCGACGGUUUCUUACGGCAGGGCUGACGAGACAGGACAGCCGCUGUACGGUUCGCCCUUGCUGCAGGCGGAAGGCAGCAGCUAUUCUAUUACGGAGGGGCUGAUGUGCGACGGUCGCGCCCGGCGGCACCGCUUCACCGUCAACAUGCACACCGCCGUCAUGCGGGACCUGGACCACAGCACCGACUACUGGUACGGCUUCCCGGGCAGCGACCGCACCUUCCGCUUCCGCUCGCCGCGCCGGGUGGGAGCCGGGAGCAGCGGUGCCGGCAGCAGCCAGCGCUUCUCCUUCAUCGCGUUCGGGGACCUGGGGGAGAGCCGCAUCAAGCGGAGGAAGUGCGCCCG
This is a messenger RNA of Astrephomene gubernaculifera, 669 nucleotides long. The record is from the annotation of a GenBank genome assembly. NCBI's taxonomy places the organism in Eukaryota, Viridiplantae, Chlorophyta, Chlorophyceae, Chlamydomonadales, Astrephomenaceae.